ACACAGGCCAUGCCGCUGAAACAUUACCUCCUCUUGCUGGUGGGCUGCCAGGCCUGGGCUCUAGGUUUGGCCUACUAUGGCUGCCCCAGUGAAUGCACCUGUUCCCGGGCCUCCCAGGUGGAGUGCACAGGAGCACGGAUUGUGGCGAUGCCUACCCCCCUGCCCUGGAAUGCGAUGAGCCUGCAGGUCGUUAACACGCACAUUACUGAGCUCCCUGAGAACCUGUUCCUCAACAUUUCAGCGCUCAUUGCCCUGAAGAUGGAGAAGAACGAGCUGUCAAACAUCAUGCCGGGUGCCUUCCGCAACCUGGGCUCUCUGCGCUACCUCAGCCUCGCCAACAACAAACUGAGGGUGCUGCCCAUCAGGGUCUUCCAGGACGUAAACAACCUGGAGUCCCUUCUGCUCUCCAAUAACCAGCUGGUGCAGAUCCAGCCAGCCCAGUUCUCCCAGUUUAGUAAUCUUAGGGAACUCCAGUUGCAUGGCAACAAUCUGGAAACCAUUCCCGAAGAAGCCUUCGACCACCUGGUGGGACUCACCAAACUCAACCUGGGCAGGAACAGCUUCACCCACCUGUCGCCUAGGCUCUUUCAGCAUCUGGGCAACCUGCAGGUGCUCCGGCUACACGAGAACAGGCUUUCAGACAUCCCCAUGGGCACGUUCGACGCACUCGGCAACCUCCAGGAGCUUGCCCUCCAAGAGAACCAGCUUGGCACCCUCUCCCCCGGCUUGUUCCACAAUAACCGUAACCUCCAGAGACUGUAUCUGUCCAACAACCACAUCUCCCAGCUGCCCCCUGGCAUCUUCAUGCAGCUGCCCCAGCUUAACAAGCUCACACUCUUUGGGAACUCCCUGAGGGAGCUUUCCCCGGGGGUCUUCGGGCCCAUGCCCAACCUGAGGGAGCUUUGGCUCUACAACAACCACAUCACCUCCCUCGCCGACAACACCUUCAGCCACCUGAACCAGCUGCAGGUCCUGAUUCUCAGUCACAACCAGCUCAGUUACAUCUCCCCAGGAGCCUUCAAUGGGCUGACGAACCUCCGAGAACUGUCCCUCCACACCAAUGCUCUACAGGACCUGGACGGCAACGUCUUCCGAUCGCUCGCCAACCUGCAGAACAUCUCGCUCCAGAGUAACCGCCUCCGACAGCUUCCGGGCAGCCUCUUUGCCAACGUCAACGGCCUCACGACCAUCCAGCUGCAGAACAACAAUCUAGAGAACUUGCCUCUGGGCAUCUUUGAUCACUUGGUGAACCUGUGUGAGCUUCGCCUCUACGACAACCCCUGGAGAUGUGACUCGGAUAUCCUCCCACUUCAUAACUGGCUCCUUCUCAACAGAGCCAGGCUGGGGACAGACACUCUUCCAGUGUGUUCCAGUCCCGCCAACGUCCGAGGCCAGUCCCUCAUCAUCAUCAACAUCAAUUUCCCUGGACCCAGUGUCCAGGGCCCAGAGACCCCUGAAGUACCUAGUUACCCAGAUACGCCCAGCUAUCCCGACACCACAUCUGUUUCCUAUACCACGGAGAUCACCAGCGCUGUCGACGACUACACCGAUCUAACCACCAUUGAAGCCACCGAUGACCGAAAUACGUGGGGCAUGACUGAGGCCCAGAGCGGGCUGGCCAUUGCUGCCAUCGUGAUCGGCAUCAUAGCUUUGGCCUGUUCCCUAGCCGCCUGCAUCUGCUGCUGCUGCUGCAAAAAGAGGAGCCAAGCCGUCCUGAUGCAGAUGAAGGCUCCCAAUGAGUGCUAG
Molecule: messenger RNA, 1746 nt
Organism: Rattus rattus (black rat)
Lineage: Eukaryota; Metazoa; Chordata; Mammalia; Rodentia; Muridae
Gene: Lrrc15
Product: leucine rich repeat containing 15
Exons: 1
Coding region: 10-1746 (578 amino acids)
Molecular function (GO): protein binding
Source: RefSeq, a predicted model, not a curated record